Molecule: messenger RNA, 687 nt
Organism: Arachis stenosperma
Lineage: Eukaryota; Viridiplantae; Streptophyta; Magnoliopsida; Fabales; Fabaceae
Product: B3 domain-containing protein At4g01580-like
Exons: 2
Coding region: 1-687 (228 amino acids)
Molecular function (GO): DNA binding
Source: RefSeq, a predicted model, not a curated record
AUGGCUUCCUCUAGAUUCCAAAAAAACAAGCGUUCUCGUUCCUCUGUGAUCCGUUUCUUCAAAAUUGUUCUCAGACAUAGCCUUGAAGAUGGAAAGCUUAAGGUACCAAAAAUGUUCAAUAUGAAACAUGGUCCCAGUGUUCCAAAUCCAGUGUAUCUGAAGCCUCCAGAUGGCACUGCAUGGAAGAUAGAUUGGUCUGAGUAUGAUGGUGCCAUUCUAUUUGAAAAUGGUUGGAAAGAAUUUGCUUCGUAUUACUCUCUGGAUAAUGGCCAUAUGCUGUGGUUUGUGUACAAUCAAACUUCUAACAUUGAAGUAUACAUUUUUAACAGGACUUGCCUUGAAAUAGACUAUCCUUCCUUGGAUCACAUCAGCGAUGACGAUUCGAUUGAGAUCUUGAAUGAACUGCCCCCACGAGGCUGGCCGAGGAAAACAGAGAAAGCAGCACCAAAGACACCAUCUGCUUCUACAAGCAAAAUGGUCACAAGUUCUGCCAAAACUAAAGUAGUGAAAGGGUGCCCUGAAAGAAACUAUCCUUCCAAGGACCACAUUGAUGAUGUCAACAUGGUUAAGGUUGAGAAUGAACCGCCACGAAGACGCCAGAGGCCGGCCGAGGAAAACAGAGAAAGCAGCACGAAACAAACCAUCUCCUUGUACAAGCAAAAAGGUCACAAGUUCUGCCAAGAAUAG